Helobdella robusta is the source of this 465-nucleotide messenger RNA. RefSeq lists its product as hypothetical. NCBI's taxonomy places the organism in Eukaryota, Metazoa, Annelida, Clitellata, Rhynchobdellida, Glossiphoniidae. The transcript has 2 exons. Bases 1 to 465 code for a protein of 154 amino acids. The record is from RefSeq and is a predicted model, not a curated record.
AUGGUCGGAGUUAAGGGCAUCGUACAGCAUCUCAGCUCGCAACAGUUCAUCGUUCUGCGACGACAUGACGUCAACAGCAGCAACUACAGCGACUUCAACAACUACACAACCUAUUGUAACCAUUUUUACGAGGUCUUUGAUGGUUACAAUAAAACUCCCGCUUCACCUUUGUUUGAAAGUAUUGUCGGGAAUCAAGUCAUUAACACGGGCAGGGCCGCCGUUCAAUGUCAGCAAGUUUCAACAAAUUCACCAGUGCCAGUUCUAGAACUUUCCACCUUACCACCAGAUAUAGCAACAGCAGUCACCGCGUCAUAUUUCGCAAAGAUAUCUUUCUCAACGACCUGUGAAAAUAACUGCAAGCACACUAACCAGCACAACAACAACAUCAACAGCAGCAGCAACAACAACAACAAAAACAACCACGACGUUUUCAGCUGUCACGAAAAUGAUUCUGUCAGCGGUUGA